AUGGCUCAGGACCCCGAUUGCAUCAAGACUUACCACCCGUUUGACCUCAUUACCGUCAUCCAAGACGGUGACCUUCAGUUGUUCGAAUCUCGGGCUAUUUUUCGCUACAUCAUUGCUAAGUUUGGUGCCUCUAGUUCGCUGGGUGUCAUCACUAGCGGCGACCCGAUCAUGAUUGCGAAGUUUGAGAAAGCACUCAGCAUCGGCUACUCCUACGUUGACCCCUCUGUGAGAACCUUGUGCAAUGAGAAUUCGUGGAACAGUCCUGCUGAGGCCGCCAAUUCCCUCGAGCUUGAGAAGGCACCCGCGAUGUUCAAGACUGCACUGGACUAUUACGAGGACUUGCUUGGCUUCAAUUCUCUUGCCGACAUCUACGUCUUCACUUGGAUGCCCUACAUCAAGUUCCUCGGUUUGUACGACGAAGUUGCCGCUGGGCCUAAUUUUGAAGGCUUGUGGAAGCGGGUGUCGACCCGACCGCCCUGGCAGAAGGUCUUGAGGGACAUGCCGCAGUAA
Molecule: messenger RNA, 510 nt
Organism: Colletotrichum gloeosporioides
Lineage: Eukaryota; Fungi; Ascomycota; Sordariomycetes; Glomerellales; Glomerellaceae
Product: Glutathione S-transferase
Exons: 3
Coding region: 1-510 (169 amino acids)
Cellular component (GO): cytoplasm
Molecular function (GO): glutathione transferase activity; glutathione binding
Source: RefSeq, a predicted model, not a curated record